This is a messenger RNA of Rubroshorea leprosula, 739 nucleotides long. NCBI's taxonomy places the organism in Eukaryota, Viridiplantae, Streptophyta, Magnoliopsida, Malvales, Dipterocarpaceae. The record is from the annotation of a GenBank genome assembly.
CUUCACCAGACUGUUGAGUCAAAAUGAAGCAUCUGAACCAUUGUCACCCUUCACCAUCCAGAUUGAUUCCGUCCGUAAAGAAAUCAUGCAGCUCUACAUCUUCUUCUUCCUCUUCCACUCCAUUGCGCUCCUCCUCUUCAAUUCCUCCUCUAGGGAACCUCCCACGGGGGCCUGCCACAGGUCAUGGAUCCCAUCACUCUGUUCUCCUCUGCUCCAUGGGGAUAAUCUGGGCUGUGCGGUACACGAUGGAUGUUGAAGGGCAUUUGGGGAAGAUGCUGGAGAGGGAGAAAGAGGAUGGGAAGCUCUUGGGGAAGUGUGCGCAGGAAUUGAAGAAAAAGGGUGUAGGGUUUGAUUUGUUGAAGGAGGUUGAUGCGCUGAGGAGGGCAAAGAGUAUGCGAAUGGAGGUGAAGGUUGUGAGGCAAUGGUCUAGUAGGGAUUUUGUAACAUUGUUCUUCUUCACUGUGUCAUGUUUGGUUCUUGGAUUCACAAGGGUGAUUUUGUGCAGUUGAACUUCAGGGGAAAUUGGGAUUUUUGGGGAGCUUUUACAACCUUGCAUGAUUUUGGUAACCAGGUAUGGUUCCCUAGUUUUUUAUGGGAUCCUUGGCAGGCGGAUUUGUAUGGGCAGAGAAUUGGUUUUCAAGUUUGGAAAUUAGAAGCAAGUGCAGAAUACUGUACUCUGCUUUUGUAAUUUGGGGAUUUAUAAGGAGAUAUGUUAAAAUAAGAAAGAUAGUUUCCUUUA